Scedosporium apiospermum is the source of this 864-nucleotide messenger RNA. RefSeq names its product Acid phosphatase. The transcript is spliced from 5 exons. Gene Ontology annotation, molecular function: hydrolase activity, acting on ester bonds. Gene Ontology annotation, biological process: phospholipid catabolic process. Bases 1 to 864 code for a protein of 287 amino acids. Lineage: Eukaryota; Fungi; Ascomycota; Sordariomycetes; Microascales; Microascaceae. The record is from RefSeq and is a predicted model, not a curated record.
AUGCGUCCCUCCCUCGUUGCGUUGUUGGGGAGCUUUGCUGUGGUGAAUGCUAUGGCUCUGCCCUCUGAGGCGCUCACUCCCAGAAGUUUCGUUCCUGGGAAAACUUUCGACAGAUUUGUUCAGAUUUGGCUUGAGAAUCAAGACUUCUUGUUGGCUAUUCUCAACUCGGACCUGAUCCACCUUGCCACUAAAGGGCGACUCUUGACCAACUACAAGGCGAUUACCCAUCCAUCCCAGCCCAACUAUGUUGCUGCCAUCGGAGGAAGCACCAAUGGUGUGAACUCCAACGACGAGUACAACCUUGACCCUAGUGUCAAAACGGUGAUCGAUCUCCUUGAGGCCGGCGGGAUCAGCUGGGCCACGUACCAGGAAGAUCUGCCUUACUCGGGAUUCACUGGAUCGAGCCACGAACAAUAUCGCCGCAAACAUAACCCUGUUAUGUGCUACCAAUCAAUCACGGGUAAUCCUAGCCGCCUCGAAAAGUCUAAGAACUUUACUUCGUUCUUCGAUGAUCUCAAUAACGAUGUGCUCCCUCAGUGGAUAUUUAUUACCCCUGAUAUGAACAACGAUGGCCACGAUACUGGCCUUGCCUACGGUGCUAAAUGGGCUCGCAACUGGAUCACCCCUCUGCUCGACAAUCCCAAAUUCAAUACCGACCGCACUCUCAUCAUCCUGACCUACGAUGAAGGUGUCCUAGGUAACACGGUUUAUGCCGUUCUCCUCGGAGGUGCCCUGUCCUCGAAGAAGAUUCCCUCGGUUGACAACACGAAGUACAACCACUACAGUCUCAUCAAGACCGUCGAGGAGAACUGGGGCCUUGGCAACCUCGGUAAAGGCGACGUCAGUGCCACGGCCUUCUUCUAG